AUGGAUAAUCUACAUUCUAUUGAACACUCAAUUUCUGCACUAACAGAACACUUUAAUGCGCGUAUGGCUGACUUUCAACGAAUAAUUCAGACAUCAAUUCCUGCUACAAGUCCAUCUUCAAAUGUUGCUGCACAGUUUGCUGCAUUUAGAGUGUUUGUUCUGACAUCGCUUGAGAGUCUGCAACUACAAGUCCAGGUACUGUCAAAACAGUAUGACAUAAUGGAGACACGGAGUAGAAGGAAAAUGCUGUUGGUUCACGGUGUGUCCGAGGUGCAGAAAGAAAAUGUGUCCUCUGCAGUUAUGAAAGUAUUGUCCAGUCAUCUUGGCCUGCCAGAACUCACAGUAUCCAAGCUCAGUUAUUGUAAGCGCUUGGGUCAGCCUAAGGAUGGCAAGGCUCGGGCCAUAUUGAUAAAAUUCAGUGACUUAUCAGUUAGAAAUGAAGUCUGGUCCUUGAAAACUCGGUUAAAAGGCACCGGGGUCACUAUAUCUGAGUUCUUGACAAAGGAGCGACACGAUGCAUUUCAGGCUGCAAGGCAAAAGUUUGGUGUUUCUCAAUGUUGGACAAGGGAUGGAACCAUUAUAGUUCUUGGUUCUGAUGGUAAACGUCAUAGGGUCUUCACAGUUGCAGAUGUCAAAGUGAUCAUAUCAAAACUAGAUAAUGUCUCGAUGCCUACCACUUCUGCCACUGCGGAUCAAGCAAGUGCUGUGGCUGGUCACUCUAGUGUUGUGCACUCAAAUUCUGCAGUUCCUGCGCCGAGGAGCACAAGGCCACAGGCAGAGAAAGCUAGGAGAGCUGUUAGGAAGUAAUGCCUGGACAUUCUUUUACUGUACAAUUCCCUUUUAAAUUUUUAAUUUUGUCCUAAUAUGUUGUAGGUAUAGUUUAGCUAAAACUUGUGUGAUGAUGAUUUUUAGAUUUUUACUUUGGUGUUAUUGAUAAACGUAAUCCUAUGCUAAUAACUAAAAUACCCACAAGUGAUUUAUUUGAAAGAGACAAACAUUUAUUAACUUUUCGAAUUGUCAAUUGUAGUUGUCAUUAGAUCAUUAAUGUCACUUGUCAUUUUUCGACCAUAGACAAGCUUUGUAAGCGUGAAGUCAAUAUUACCAGUUUUUAAUGUUUAUAUCCUC
Messenger RNA from Pararge aegeria (speckled wood butterfly), 1125 nucleotides. RefSeq lists its product as uncharacterized. Lineage: Eukaryota; Metazoa; Arthropoda; Insecta; Lepidoptera; Nymphalidae. The record is from RefSeq and is a predicted model, not a curated record. The coding region runs from base 1 to 807 and encodes 268 amino acids. The transcript has a single exon.